Messenger RNA from Acipenser ruthenus (sterlet), 4548 nucleotides. It is a transcript of the gene fam117bb, whose product is annotated as family with sequence similarity 117 member Bb. The record is from RefSeq and is a predicted model, not a curated record. The transcript has 8 exons. The coding region runs from base 331 to 2259 and encodes 642 amino acids. Lineage: Eukaryota; Metazoa; Chordata; Actinopteri; Acipenseriformes; Acipenseridae.
UAGGAGGCCGCGCUAAAAACGGCAAAGGGUUGUGCUUAAUAGAGAAAGCUAUGCGAGGAUCAGGCUAGCGGGGAUGGAAUUUGGAGAUCUGUAGUGAAGGCGAGGUGAAGGAUGAGAGCUGCUCCGUCUUGGGUUCGGUUUAGAGACGCACUGCCACCCGCUUGCACAACGGGAGAUAAUAAGAGGAGCACCCAAUACGGACAUCUUUUGGAUUAACUACUUUAUGUUCUAAGACUAAGUGUUUUUUUGUUUUUAUUUUUAAUUUUGCUCUAUUUUAUUUCAUUUAAUUUUUUAAACAAAACCUAACAAAACUGGCGUAAUCGUAGAGAAAUGUCUCAGAGAGCAAGAAGAAACGGUUCGCCGACUUCAAGUAGUAAUUCAUCUUCAGUCGGUAGUAGUACCAUCAGUAGUAAUACUGGUGGUGGAGGAGGGGGCACUGCUGGGUGUGCGGGAAUGGGGACGGGUAGCCGUUUGCUUCCCAUGAAGGCGACGGUCCCUUUCCAACUGAAGCCGCAACAGCAGGCGCAGCCAACCCAGCAGCAACAACAAGGCAGCAGCCCCACGCGCAACAACAACAACAACAACACCAACAGCGGAGAGACUGGCACGCGCACGUCCUCGCACAACAGCAGAAGCCCCACUCGUGCUGCCAACAACUCCUCCACCUCGUGCAGCAGCCCCACAGUGGGCACGCAGACUGUGACGUCUUCGCGCAACAGCCCCACGCGAAUCUCGAGUGGAGGGGGUGGGUCUACUUCUCGGGGCAGCCCCACGCACCACGCGACGUCAGGGUCUACUUGGGGUAGCCCCACGCGACAGCAACAAGCAGCAUCACAGCAGCAGCAACAAUACAAUAAUAAUUCAUCGUCGCACCAGCAGACUCAGCACUCGGUUCAACCACAAGGCUCCCCUUGCUCUUCUCCCACCCAAUUACUGUGGGUCCCGGAUACACUGCUGUCCGCAUCAACGGUAUCGGCUCCUUCGUCAUCCUCCUCAUCAUCCUCAUCCUCAUCAUCAUCAGGUGGAAGAGUCAGACAUCACAGGAGGUCUCCCGAAAACAAAAGCUCCCCCGAGAGGAAAAGCCCCAUCUUGCCAGGGUGCAAAGAAAGACCACGUCAGCCUUCUGUCAGUCCCUCCAAUAAUAAUAUCCGUCGCACCUCUUCUCUGGACACGCUCGCUGCCCCCUACCUCUCCGGACACUGGCCACGGGACAGCCAGGGGCAGUGCACACCCUGCAUGAGGGACAAAGCCACACAGACUCCCAGCGCCUGGGCAGAAGAAUGUUCCGAAAAGAAGAAAGGCUCUCACAAGCGCUCGGCAUCCUGGGGAAGCACCGACCAGCUUAAAGAGAUUGCAAAGUUGCGUCAGCAACUUCAACGCAGCAAACACAGCAGCCGACAUCACCGUGACAAAGACCGUCAGUCUCCUUUCCAUGGCAACCACGCGGCUAUCAACCAAUCGCAGGCUCCCAUUCCAAAGAGCGUUCUGAUCCCGAUCCCGAUUUCCAAGUCAACAGUGUCGAGAUUCAGGAACAGCGUGGAAGGCCUCAACCAGGAGAUCGAGCGCAUUAUCAUCAAGGAGACUGGGGACAAGAAUGAGCAGCUUAUUCCCCAGGACAUCCCGGAUGGGCACCGGGCACCGCCCCCCCUGCCGCAGCGCAGCAGCAGCACGCGCAGCAUCGACACGCAGACCCCCUCCGGGGUGGAUAGGAGCAGCAACAGCAGCAGUCGCUCACAGUCCAUCUCACCCACCUUCUUCACCAUCUCCAACGAGGGCAGCGAGGAGAGCCCCGGCUCUGCCGACGACCUGCUCACCGACGGCAGGGAGAAAGACUGUGGAAACAGUUCCCCGCUACCCAAGUAUGCCUCAUCCCCAAAGCCGAACAACAGCUACAUGUUCAAACGGGAACCUCCGGAGGGCUGCGAGAGGGUAAAGGUCUUUGAAGAAACACCGCCCAGGCAGCUACACGAGAUUCCUCCAUUCUACUGCCCGGACAAAAACAAAGUAAACUUCAUCCCCAAGAGUGGCUCUGCCUUCUGCCUGGUGAGCAUCCUCAAACCCCUCCUGCCCACACAGGACUUGACAUUCAAGGGCUCCGGCCACAGCCUGAUCCCCACAGGCAUCAUCCCCACUGUGAUGCAGCCCAUUCCCAUGGCAACUGUGCCCAGCAACGGGGAGCAGGAGCGCAUCUCCCGUGGGACCAGCACAGCCAGCCAGCAGCCUUUGCUCCCCAGGCACAUAGAGGAGCCAGAGAGCUAAAAUACAGUGCCCCCGGCAGGCAGAGCACCAGAACUACAUUUCAUCAGCAUCACCUCUCCUUUCUGAAUAUAUUGCAUAUCACUCGACUGAAUGUACUCCAUUUCCAGGCACGGAUACCUGUGGUUUCUUUUCUUUUUGAACACUGGUACAGUUGCUGGAAGAUUCUAAGGAAGUAGUAAGUGGAUAAAGCAUUGGGUUUCUUAAGUAGGAGAACUGUACUCAAGUUCAUCAAGCCUAGUGUUGUCCUUAAGAGAGACUAUAGUGUUAAAAUAAAGGGAAAAACAAAACACAAGAUGCGAACUACAAACCUGUUAACAUUGUUCCAACCAUAACAUUGACUGGGAGCUGCCCUUUAGUAAUGGUGUACAUCAGUCGAUGGGUGCAGGGUCGUUACUGAGACAAAAGUAAAAGGCAAGGUAGACCAAAAAGAACAUUUUGAAUUAACACAGAAAUAUAUAUAUAUGUAAUGUAUGUAAUUAGUGAAGGUAGUCUCUAUGGUAAUACAAAAGUUCAAAAAUCUUUGAGCCAAACAUUCAGUUUUAAUGGCUUACCAAAAAGGUUUCUGUAGUGACAUUCAUAGUUGCACUCUCAGACAAACAAACAACGCUUUGACACUAACGUGUCUUCAUCAGGUUCACAUUAACAGAGAACAAUGUGAACCUGAUGAAGACACGUUAGUGUCGAAACACAUUAGUUUGUCUGUCUGUCUGUUUUUAAAGUAGGGCGUUCAGUUUGAUUUUGUUUUUGACUUGCAAUCGCUAAUUCUACCAAGGACUGUUUUACAACAUCACCAUUUAGUAACAUGUAUUAGGAAGAAUGGUCUUCAUUUAAGCAAAAUGAAAACUGAGGAAAAAACUUUUUUUUUUCUUCUGGUAUUUGACUCUUGGAGCAUCCCCACUACUGGGAGUAAGGUAUGUGCUUUGUUGUGUAUGGUGCAAAUUACUGCAAUGGAUCAGCUGUCACCGCUGGGAACCAUAUAAUCUACUUACUGUCUUUUAAAACAGUAUAGAAUACCAUGAAUCAAAAGACUGUCUUCUAUCUCAUGUUCUUUUUGUAAAAAUGAACAAACUGCAUGGAGAACCAAGUGGAUGUUUCAUGCCAAGACUGCUACUCUAAGUCAACUACUUGUCUCUUUUAAACUGCUUGUUGAUACCAAUUGAAUUGUUAAAGCACUCCUUGAAUAAGCAUUUAUUUGGGGGAGAUCUAUCCCAUGAUAAAACAUAAAUGUGAUUCCAUGCAAACUCCAUAUUGUUGAAGUUGCUCACCAGCCACUACUGAAUCUGUCUUUGCAAGCUGUUUUGUAUAGUGUUAAUUGUAGGUUGAGCCACUGGUUGUCAAAAGAUCAGUCAGUGUAGUUUGCUGCUAUGAGAUAAUGAAACGGGCAACAAGAGGAGGAAUUGUGGACCGCAGAUUAACCAUCCAUGGAUAAUCGAAAUUUCAAACAUUGUACCAGAUGACAAUAUUGAUGUCAGGCUACUGAUUAAAAAAAAUUAUGCCGUUUAUGCAACCAAGUUUUCUGAUCAUGUGCAAGUUUGGUUGUACUGUGCUAUAGCAGAGACGGACAAAUAGGUAUACAGUAAUAUUCAAUAUUUCAGUUAGGGGUUCAAGUCAUAGUUGUCUUAUGUAUAAAAUAGUUGGUUAUACAACUUAAUUUGAGAACAAAGAGACAAUACACACUUGAUUAAAAUAAAUCCAAAUUCAUCUGUAUUUAGUCAUUUUUCCUGUUGUCAAUAUGGCCUGUUAAUACUAGCACCCCAACUAAGUAAAUUAAACCAGAGGCCAUGAUGUUCGGGAAACAUAAAAUCCAUUUGCCAUGGCAGCGUGACACUGCAGUGCUCUCCGCUGAACAGAAGACUUUUCUGAGUCAUUGGGUGUUGCUAGGUAGAAAUGGCAAUCUAACAUUCUGCAGCCCACUCAAUUUGGCAAAUCAGCCAGCCUGAAGAAUCCAUCAUCACUAAAGUGUUGGCGCUCCCCUGGAAGACAGGUAGUGCUUCUAAAUAUUCCCAACCUAAUUAAUCUGCCUGCCAUGACUUGUAGUAUUUUUUUAAAUCUAGGCAAUUUGUAACCAUCUCAUGAUUGUAGUGCUCUGGGUGCUCUUCUUCCUGUUUUUACUACCUUGAACAGGCUGGGUAUAAAGCACAUCAAGGAUGUAGGGAGCUAUUUUCAAAACUUUCCACUAAAAAAUUUAAUUGGUACCAUUUUGUUCUAAAGAACAAGAAAAACACAUAUUUAAUGCUACAAAAUGAGUGAGAAGUAACUUAAAGAAUACUGCAAUGCCACUCAGCAGUA